AUGGCUUCUAAAUUUCUUACAGGUCAUACUCAGAAACUCCCCCUUCCUUUCUCUAAACUCACAUCCACCCAUAAACCAACACUUAGGUCUCAAAACACUUUUCAUAGUUUCCCUUCCAAUGGCCGUCAAAGCGGCCGUUUGUUCAUCAGAUCGCCGAUCACGGUAGCCAAAUCAAGCAGCAAAAGUGAUGAUCACAGUGAUAAAAAGCUCCCAAGGCCGUUAAAAAUGGUGGCAGGAGCAUCCUUAGCACUUGCUUGCGCCUUAAGUAUCUUCGGCUUCAAGAUAAAGAAUAUGAGCUAUACUGCCGCCGCAGCUGUGCAUCCAAGCGCCGCCGACAUGAUCAUAUCUGGGAAGCCGACUGCAGCCACUACCUCCGGGCCCGGGAUGACUUCUCCCUUGCCGGCUAAGUACGCAUUGCGGUCUCUCUUUGAAGUGAGCUCAAUGCUUGCUUCGGCUAAACCCAUUCCUUCUCAAAGAUCAUUCAAUCUUCAAAAGCUCCCUUCUUUGCCUUCAAAGGAAGAUAUUGAUUCCAUCAAGAUGGAGGCGGUAAGGAGGAUGAAGGAAGGAAAAUGCGAGGAGGCGGUGCAGCUCCUUCGCGAUGCAAACAUGCGAUACAAAAAUGAGCCUGAGGCCGAUUUCAACGUGCAGAUGGCUCUCGUUGAGAUUUUAAUAUUGCUGGAAAGAUAUCAAGAAGCUGGUGAGUAUAGUUGUCUAAAUGAUGAGAAUGCCCAGAUUUCUGAUGUUCGGAUCCCUCUUUAUAAGGCAAUUAUAUACACGAUGCUAGACAAAGAUACGGAAGCUAAGCAGUGUUGGAAAGAGUUCAGAAAAUCUAUUGGUGAAGGAUUUGACCCUUUCAGUUUCGAAGACUAA
Molecule: messenger RNA, 870 nt
Organism: Arabis nemorensis
Lineage: Eukaryota; Viridiplantae; Streptophyta; Magnoliopsida; Brassicales; Brassicaceae
Source: the annotation of a GenBank genome assembly